AUGCCUGAAACAAUCCCCUUUCCCCUUGGAUCCCUUGCUCGGUGCUGCAGAAUAGGGCUCAUUCCGUCCAUCAUCGGCCAGCUCUCCUCGCUGAAGAGACUCGCGCUCAGCCACAACGCCCUCUCCUCGCUGCCGCCAGAGAUUGGCCAGCUGAAGAACCUGGAGUGGAUCGAUGCUGCUCAUAACAGGUUGGGGAUCAUCCCACCUUCCAUGGCAGAAUGCACGUCUCUUGCAGAGGCCAAUUUCUCAGCAAACUUCAUCUGCCACGUGCCAGCUGCUCUGGGUAGACUCACCAAUCUGAAGAUCUUGCUGCUGAGCAACAAUGCGAUCAAGAACUUCCCCUCGGAGGUGCUAACAGGGUGCACGGAGCUCUUCACUCUCUCCCUGCAUGGCAACCAAAUCACCAUUGACCAACUGCGCGAGAUUGAGGGGUGGGAGGAGUACGACGAGAGACGGCGAGCCAAGUACAGCAAGAGGCUCGAGUUGCAGGCACUGGCGUCGUCAAGUGGGUUUGAUGAGGGAGCUGAUGCCCACCUGUGGCACAACUGGUGA
Closterium sp. Naga37s-1 is the source of this 552-nucleotide messenger RNA. NCBI's taxonomy places the organism in Eukaryota, Viridiplantae, Streptophyta, Zygnematophyceae, Desmidiales, Closteriaceae. The record is from the annotation of a GenBank genome assembly.